AUGUCACAGGCACCCCCAAUUCUCAUCGCAGGUGCAGGCCCGGUCGGCCUAGUUACCGCCAUCGUGUUGCGUCAACACAGUAUACCUGUCCGCAUCAUCGAAAAGGAGCCGGUACCCAAACUCGCAUCCAGAGCAUCCGGAAUCAUGCCUCGCACACUAGAGAUUUACCACUUCCUGGGGGUUUUACCGUACAUUUUGAAGGCUGCUGGACAAGCACCCGUCAUAGUAGAUUACGAAAUCCCCGGUGGAGAAAGGGUCCUCGAGACAUUCAGGAUGUUCCCUCAUGUCGACGCAACGCCCAGUCGCCCCUUCCUCCAAUGUAAGGCCUUGUCCCAAAGUCUCAGCCAGGAUAUUUUGCGGGCACACUUAGCGAGAUUCGGAACGGAGGUAGAAAUGGGCACGGAGCUGCGCGACUUCGAGCAGUGCGACGAUCACGUCGUCGCUAGUAUUGUCAAAAAGAGCGCGGAUGGCAAAGAGUCAACAGAAUCCUAUAGCGCGAGUUAUUUGGUUGGCACGGACGGCGCCAAAGGCAUUACAAGGAGACGACUUGGCUUGACCCUCGAUGGGGAAUCCCGGGAAAAUCUUUCAUUUGUCUUUGCUGAUAUCCGCCUGCGCGGCCUUGAGGGCAAUUUUUGGCACAAAUGGGGCGAGAUAUCGAAUAAAAUGAUAACGAUCCGCAAGACAGAAUUUUCGAAAGAGCAUUUCUGGCUACUGGCCGGUGGCCAAAACCUCGAUACCAAUGGCUUGCAACCCAAUCCCAAGUCUGUGACGGAAUGGAUCAAGUUGCAGACUGGUCGAGGGGACAUAGAGAUUGUCGAGGUCAUCAACUUUUCCAAUUACAAACCUAGUAUGCGGAUGGUGAAAGAGUUCAGCAAAGGGAGGGUAUUCCUUGCCGGAGACGCGGCACACAUCCAUAGUCCCGCAGGAGGGCAGGGUUUGAACAACGGCAUUGCUGACGCCUGGCUCUUGUCAUGGCGACUUGCUCUCGCACACAAAGGUCUAGCCUCAGCAGAGCUCUUAGCGAGUUACACCGCAGAACGGGCGCCGGUCAUCAAGGUCAUGCUCGAACACACCACUGCCAUUCUCAAUGCCCAAAUUGCAGCAACCUGGGGAAAGUUUGGCUACGGGAACUGGCGCCCAGACAAAGCCCCUCUUUGGCAGCUGGACAUAAACUAUCGUUGGAGCCCAGUUGUCUUUGACGAGACCGCCACAGCUGUCUCAGACGAAACGGCGUCCAACACUGCUCCAGGGGUCCAAGAGGGGAAUGAUAUUCGCGCUGGAGAUCGAGCUCCGGAUGCUCCUUCACUUCUCGAUAUACUCUCCGCCCCUCCUUCCGUGAAGCGGCUCUUCGACUAUUUCAAAUCCACACAGCAUACAGUCCUGGUUUUCGCUAGUUCUGAGGCUAAAAUCAACUCCUUUGCCUCGGCCCUCAAUAAUGUUCCGGCCGAAGUUGUGCAGUCCGCUGUCAUCAUCCCCCAAGAGACUCCCGUGCGUGAACAGGAUCUAGAGACCGAGUUUACAUGGACAAGCAAGGUCGAUCAUGCUCUCAAGGAUUGUGAUGCGCACAUGUAUAGGGCAUAUCGACCGGAAGGGUCUCAGGAUGAGGUUGCUGUAAUUGUCCGACCUGACGAUAUCAUUGGCGCGAUAGUGAAGAGUGGAGAAGGCAUAACAAAGUACUUCAGUAAGAUUCUUGCAGCUUAG
Messenger RNA from Gloeophyllum trabeum ATCC 11539, 1701 nucleotides. RefSeq lists its product as uncharacterized. The transcript is spliced from 11 exons. Gene Ontology annotation, molecular function: FAD binding. The record is from RefSeq and is a predicted model, not a curated record. Lineage: Eukaryota; Fungi; Basidiomycota; Agaricomycetes; Gloeophyllales; Gloeophyllaceae. The coding region runs from base 1 to 1701 and encodes 566 amino acids.